AUGGACGCCGCAACGAUCGAAGAGACCAACAGAAUUCGUGUGUCCCUGGGAAUGAAGCCUCUGCCUGUCCCAGGAACAGAUGACACCAGCCAAACUCAGUCAAGGUACGCGGAUGGUGAUGCACCCAGCACACUAGAGAGCCGCCAAGCUCAGGCCUACGAAAACUACAACAAAGUUAUCGAAGCGGAAAAGGCAAAGAAGAGGCGCGAAGAGAAAGCUGCAGCUGUCCGAAAAGCCCGGGAGCAGGCGCAACGAAAUGCAGUUCUAGAGGGCAAAGGCUUUGGAGAAGCCGAAGAGGGUGGCGAUCUUAGCGCCAAAGACUGGCUCAUAGGCCAAAAGAAGCGACAGAAGAAGAUUGCCAAAGUCAGGAAGUUGGAAGAGGAGCUGGCCGCAGCCGAGGCUGAAGCUGCUGCUGCAGUUCAGUAUACUUCCAAGGAUCUUGCUGGUAUCAAAGUUGGACAUGACACAGCGGCUUUCCUCGAUGGCGACGACCAAAUUCUCACCCUCAAGGAUACAACCAUUGAUGAGAACGAGGAAGAAGGCGACGAGCUGGAGAAUCUAAACAUGCGCGAGGCCGAAAAGCUUGCUGAGAGACUUGACAACAAGAAGAAGAAACCGGGUUAUAACCCUCUAGAUGACGACGAGGAGGGUGAGCGUGGUAUUCUGUCACACUACGAUGAGGAGAUCGAGGGCAAGAAAUCCAAGAAGUUCACACUCGACACAAGUGGCGUCAUUGCAGAGCUCUCAGAUAUUCUUGAGACGCCGGUUGACAAGACAAAGAAUGGCCAGAACGUGAGCUUGGACGACGUUAUUGGCGAUGCUCCUAUCUCUUCAGACUAUGUAGAUCCCUCACAGAUCAAAGUCAAGAAGCCUAAAAAGAAGAAGGGCAAGAAGGGAACCAGACAAAAGCCUACAGACGAUGAUGAUCUCUUUCCUGCUGGAACAACUCCCAUAGAUGACGCGAUGGACGUCGACUCAAAAGACACGACGACAAAGAAGAGAAAGGCAGUCGAUGAUACUUUUGUGGAUGAUGACGACCUUCAAGCAACACUCGCGAUCCAAAGAAAGAAUGCCUUGAAGAAGCGAAAGAAGGCCCGACCCGAAGACAUCGCCCGAUUGCUUAAGGAGGAUGACGAGCUAGAACCAGUAGAGCAACAAGAGGGUGGCCUUGUUCUCGAUGAAGUCUCAGAGUUUGUUGCAGGUCUAAGUAAACCCGGCGAAAGCGAAGAGCGCAAGCCCAGAAGACCAAAGACUGUGUCAAAAUCCCCAGAACCCGAUGACGAUCACCCCAUGGGUGACGAUGCAGAAGUGGUUGAAGAGAAGCCCCAAUCAUCAGCUGUCGAGGAUUUGGAUGAGGCGGGCGUCGAAGAAGAGAAGGCCGUUGGUGCAGGCAUGGGCGCGGCGCUCGCGCUAUUAAGAGAGCGUGGUCUCGUGGAAGAUACACGUGGAGAUGCGGAAUAUACCAGCUUGCGAAACCGAGAAGACUUCCUCGCCAAGAAACGUCUUUUGGAAGAAGAGCUGGACGAGCAGGCACGCGCCCAGCGAGAGCGUGACCGUACAAGUGGCAAGCUGGAUAGAAUGUCGGUUCGUGAGCGUGAGGAGUGGGCACGUCAACAAAACACCUGGCGAGAUCAGCAGCAGUCUCGACGCAUGGCCGAGCUGUUCUCAGCAGGAUACAAACCCAACGUCGACAUCAAGUACACCGAUGACCACGGCCGUUCUCUUGACCACAAGGAGGCGUUCAAGUACAUGAGCCACAAAUUCCAUGGCAAGGGAAGCGGUAAGGGCAAGACAGAGAAGCGGCUCAAGAAGAUCGAGGACGAGAAGCGACGCGAAGCACAGAGCAUGUUUGACGCAAGUUCUGCCGGUAUGAGCCUGGCAGCUCAACAGCAGCUCAAGAAGCGACGGGAAGCUGGCGUACGACUUGCAUAA
Molecule: messenger RNA, 1932 nt
Organism: Fusarium musae
Lineage: Eukaryota; Fungi; Ascomycota; Sordariomycetes; Hypocreales; Nectriaceae
Exons: 2
Coding region: 1-1932 (643 amino acids)
Biological process (GO): mRNA cis splicing, via spliceosome; maturation of 5S rRNA
Cellular component (GO): U4/U6 x U5 tri-snRNP complex
Source: RefSeq, a predicted model, not a curated record